Molecule: messenger RNA, 1319 nt
Organism: Tarenaya hassleriana
Lineage: Eukaryota; Viridiplantae; Streptophyta; Magnoliopsida; Brassicales; Cleomaceae
Product: receptor for activated C kinase 1A
Exons: 2
Coding region: 67-1053 (328 amino acids)
Biological process (GO): rescue of stalled cytosolic ribosome; positive regulation of protein phosphorylation
Cellular component (GO): cytosol; nucleus
Molecular function (GO): ribosome binding; protein kinase C binding; translation regulator activity
Source: RefSeq, a predicted model, not a curated record
UUUUUGUUUGUCGCUCCGAAGAGGAAACCCUAAUUUUGUUUUGAAGCUUCGAACGAAACCCUAACAAUGGCGGAAGGUCUCGUUCUGAAGGGCACCAUGCGUGCGCACACCGACAUGGUUACCGCCAUCGCUACACCGAUCGAUAAUGCUGACACGAUCGUCUCUUCUUCCCGCGACAAGUCGGUCAUCCUCUGGAAACUCACCAAGGACGACAAGGCGUACGGUGUUCCUCAGAGGCGUCUCACAGGCCAUUCUCACUUCGUCGAGGAUGUUGUCCUCUCUUCGGACGGCCAAUUCGCGCUCUCCGGGAGCUGGGACGGCGAGCUCCGCCUCUGGGAUCUAGCCACCGGUACCUCCACUCGCCGCUUUGUCGGACACUCCAAGGAUGUCCUCUCCGUCGCGUUCUCCCUCGACAACCGUCAGAUCGUGUCGGCCUCGCGUGACCGUUCGAUCAAGCUGUGGAACACCCUCGGAGAGUGCAAGUACACGAUCGCCGAGGGAGCUGGUGAGGGACACCGUGACUGGGUGAGCUGUGUGCGGUUCAGUCCGAACACGCUUCAGCCGACCAUUGUCUCUGCGUCGUGGGACAAGACCGUGAAGGUUUGGAACCUCUCGAACUGCAAGCUCCGUUCGACUCUUGUCGGCCACACUGGUUACGUCAGCACGGUGGCUGUGUCUCCGGACGGUUCUCUCUGUGCGAGUGGAGGAAAAGACGGUGUGGUUCUGUUGUGGGAUUUGGCCGAGGGGAAGAAGCUCUACUCGCUUGAAGCUGGUGCAGUGAUCCACUCUCUCUGCUUCAGCCCCAAUAGGUACUGGCUCUGUGCGGCGACCGAGCAGAGCAUUAAGAUAUGGGAUCUUGAGAGCAAGAGCAUUGUCGAGGACUUGAAGGUUGAUCUCAAGGCUGAAGCAGAGAAGUCUGAUGGAGCUGGCUCUGCUGCAACCAAAACGAAGGUUAUUUACUGCACGAGCCUGAACUGGAGUGCGGAUGGAAACACUCUGUUCAGCGGAUACACCGACGGUGUCAUCAGGGUGUGGGGCAUCGGCCGUUACUAAGGAAACCACCACCGGUAUCAUCUAUCUUGCUCUGCUCUCCGAGCUCUCUAUCUCUCUUUCACAGUUUCACUCUCUUUUUUAUUUUCUGACAAAGAAUCAUAUCAUAAUGUACUUGAGAUUUUGUUUGAAUUAUCUAGCCGAAGGGUGUUUCAUUCCAUGUUAAAUUUGCAGUUUGUUUUUUGGUGGUAAUUCAAUACUGGUUUAUACGGUAAAAUCCAUGUAUGGAAAUAGUUAAAUUUUGUUUUGUGGAUUCUGAAUUAGGGUUU